Messenger RNA from Hordeum vulgare subsp. vulgare (domesticated barley), 2502 nucleotides. RefSeq names its product vacuolar protein sorting-associated protein 52 A. Gene Ontology annotation, cellular component: GARP complex. Bases 119 to 2224 code for a protein of 701 amino acids. Gene Ontology annotation, biological process: endocytic recycling; retrograde transport, endosome to Golgi; Golgi to vacuole transport. NCBI's taxonomy places the organism in Eukaryota, Viridiplantae, Streptophyta, Magnoliopsida, Poales, Poaceae. Gene Ontology annotation, molecular function: syntaxin binding. The transcript is spliced from 19 exons. The record is from RefSeq and is a predicted model, not a curated record.
GACCUUCAUUUCCCGGGGACACCCGUUCCGGUCCGAUCCCAACACCCACCGCCACCGGUGGCAGAUCUGGAUCGGAGCCCGCUCCGGCGACCCCGAGCCCGAUCCCCCCGACGCCGGGAUGGAGGCCAUCCCAGCCGCGGCGGCACCCCACGACGGGCAGAAGCAGAGGUUCGACCUCGGGGUCUUCGUCGGCGACCUCCCCCUCGACGACGACGACGCGGCCAGUGACAAUGAGUCGCUGGAGGGGCUGCAGCAGGAGCUCGAGGACUGCAAGAACGACCAGGAAGUGGCAAACAUCCUGGCUAAUGGCAUCAAGAUGCGCGAUUACACAAAAGGUGUCGAGAACAGCAUACGCCAAGUCGAGCUGGAUUCUAUACAGGAUUACAUUACAGAAAGCGAAAACCUUGUGUUGCUGCAUGAUCAGAUCUCUGAUUGCGAUAAUAUUCUGUCACAAAUGGAAACUGUUCUAACUGGAUUCCAGACAGAAAUUGGUUCUAUAAGCUCAGAGAUAAAGGUACUUCAGGAGAAAUCUAUGGACAUGGGAUUAAAGUUGAGAAACCGUAAGGCUGCAGAAUCGCAACUGUCAAAAUUUGUUGAGGAUAUAAUAGUGCCGCCAAGAAUGAUUGAUAUAAUUGUUGAUGGAGAGGUUAAUGAUGAAUACAUGAAAACACUUGAGAUUCUAAGCAAAAAAAUCAAAUUCAUUGAAGCUGAUUCGAUGGUUAAAACAUCAAAGGCUCUCAAAGAUGUUCAGCCUGAGGUUGAGAGACUUCGGCAGAAAGCAGUAUCGAAGAUUUUUGAGUUUAUCAUCCAAAAGUUCUAUGCCUUGAGAAAACCAAAAACAAACAUUCAGAUUCUACAACAGAGUGUCCUUAAAUACAAAUACACAAUAGUUUUCCUUAAGGAACAUGCUAAGGAGAUAUAUGCAGAAGUUCGCACGGCUUACAUUGAUACCAUGAAUAAGGUUCUGAGUGCACAUUUUCGUGCAUACAUACAAGCUUUGGAGAAAUUACAGCUGGAUAUAGCAACCUCCACCGACUUACUUGGAGUUGAAACUAGAAGUACAGGCUACCUUUUCUCCAUUGGAAAAGAACCUCUGAAAGCCCGUUCUUCGGUGUUUGCUCUUGGUGAAAGAAUAAACGUCUUAAAGGAUAUUGAUCAGCCUGCGUUGAUACCUCAUAUAUCUGAAGCUAAGUCACAGAAGUAUCCAUAUGAAGUUCUUUUCAGAAGCUUACAAAAACUUCUGAUUGAUACAGCUACUUCUGAGUACCUUUUCUCUGAUGAUUUCUUUGGUGAAGAAUCUUUAUUCCAAGAUAUAUUUGCUGGACCAAUUCAAGUUGUCGAUGAAUAUUUCAAUGCUGUACUUCUGAACUGCUAUGAUGCAAUAGGAAUAAUGCUUAUGAUUCGGAUAAUUCAUCAGCACCAGCUUAUCAUGUUUAAGCGGCGAAUUCCAUGUUUGGACUCUUACCUAGACAAGGUUAACAUGUCACUCUGGCCUCGCUUCAAGAUGGUCUUUGACUUGCAUUUGAGCAGCUUGCGGAAUGCUAAUAUUAAGACUCUUUGGGAGGAUGAUGUGCAUCCUCACUAUGUCACAAGAAGAUAUGCUGAAUUUACAGCGUCUCUUGUUCAUCUCAAUGUUGAAUAUGGGGACGGUCAGCUUGAUCUAAAUCUUGAGCGAUUACGGAUGGCUAUUGAAGACUUGCUUGUUAAGUUGGCCAAGAUGUUCCCUAAACCAAAGAUGCAAACUGUUUUCCUGAUAAACAACUAUGAUUUAACAAUUGCCGUAUUGAAGGAAGCUGGCACCGAGGGUGGAAAAACACAACUUCACUUCGAGGAGGUUCUUAAGAGCAACAUUGCAAUAUAUGUGGAGGAAGUGCUUAUGGAGCAUUUCAGUGACUUGAUCAAGUUUGUCAAAACGCGCACAUCGGAAGACUCUGCCUCGAGUUCAGACAAGGCCAGCAUCGGCGACGUGGAGCCGCUGGUGAAGGAUUUCGCGAGCCGAUGGAAGGCCGCGAUCGAGCUGAUGCACAAGGACGUCAUCACAUCCUUCAGCAACUUCCUGUGUGGGAUGGAGAUCCUGAAAGCGGCUCUCACGCAGCUGCUCCUGUACUACACGAGGCUGACCGAGUGCGUCAAGAGGGUCAACGGCGGCUCGGCCCUCAACAAGGACCUGGUAUCCAUAUCCUCCAUCCUGUAUGAGAUCAAGAAAUACUCUAGGACUUUUUAGUAGUCACUGCUUCAUCCCUGGCCCUGCCAUGCCGUGUACACACACUGUAAUGGAGACUCUGAUCCAUGCCAUGCUACUUGAAGAAAGAACAUCUCGUCGGGUUUCACCCCUUUGUAAGUACAGAGCCAUGUGUUCUUCCGCUGUUAUAGGUGUACUGCCAAGUGUUUGUUUACAACGGCGGUAUCAUGUAUCAAGGUUACUCGAUUGUAAUGUGAUUUUGCAACAAGGGUGUAUGCUAGUUAUCCUGAGAUUUCUAUGGGCCCCAUGGCCCGGCUUAA